ACACACACCAACAACACGCAUCGAACCUAACAACUACACAACCUGUGGGGAGCGAUGAUAAACAGCGUGUGCGCACAUGUACGUAUGUGAGAGAAGAAGAGGGACAGAUAAAAAAAAAAAAGCAAGUGAGGCGUGAGAGAGAAAGAGAGGCAGAGAGGGAUCGAGUUGUGAAACAAAGUAUAGAGAAAUCCGUUUCUCUGUGUGUGUGUGUGUGUGUGCGUGUGUGUGUGUGUGUGCGUGUGCGUGUGAGAGUGUGUGUGUGUACGUACGUAUGUGAGUGUUGGUACGGAAAGAGAACUACACGUUGUUACAAAGCGGCCUCCUCGUCUCCUGCAAAGAUGUGAACAUGCAACGUUGAGCGAAAAACCUCACCUGUUGUGGGUGUCGGACUGUUUUUACACAGACACACACACACACACACACACACACACACACACACACACACGCACACACAAACAAACAAACAUUCACAUAUAUACAUACACAAACACACACACACACACACAUAUAUAUAUAUAUAUAUAUAUAUAUAUAUAACAGACACACACACGCACGCAUAUAUGCGUACUUUUUUGCCUCUUCAUCCGAAUCCAAACUGCAAGCGGAAGGACCAUGUUGGGAAUUUUACCUUCAAUCAUGAGAAAAGUUCGCCGGAGCAAACACAUGAAGUUUGAACGAGAUACGUGAUGAUACGUAAUCUUAUAUAGUAACGUAUCCUUGAUAUUUAAACGGAAACAAGGAAAGAACACACACACACACACACACACACACGCAUAUAUAUACAUAUAUACAUAUAUAAAGAUAGAAACAUAUAACCACUCACACGAAUGUAUAUCUGCAUGAUUUUAAUAACCGUGUACAAACGACAAUUAUAAACGAUUCACAACUACUACUACUACUAAUACCAAAAAAUUGCUAAUUUUACUAAUAAUAAUUCUAGCAACACAAUCUUAUGUGAGUAAGAAAGGAAAAAAAAUAAUAAGCGUGCGUGAACUUAAUAUCAUUUAAGAAAAGAAAUUACGUAUAAUAAUAAUAACAGCAACAAUAUUAAGAAAUAACAACUUUCUCAGGAGAUAAAGAUGAUGGAAAUGAUGCCGAUAAUGAUGAUGGUAUCAACCACUACGUUAACAACAACAACAAAACAAUAUUGCAUAGAAUAGUGUUUGGAUGACAGAAAACUUGAAUUUGCUAAUAGGUGUUUAGACAUACACACACACACACAAUCACAUACUCACACCUCGACGCACACUCACACACACUCUCACACACGCUCACACAUGCUCGCACACACGCAUGGUUAUAAACACAUUUAUGCAUAAUACUGCAUCAGAUCAUACAAAAACCGCGUAGUCACGCACACAUACAUACAUACGCGCAUAUACACCCAUGCAAAUGCGCAAAAACCACACAGGUUCAUAGACAUACUCGGAGACACAAUACGCGAUACACAUCAUUACUGUCACCAUCAUCUUCACAAAUACAUCCACCACCACCACCACCACCAUCACCACCAGCACCGGUACCGCCGCCAUCGUCACCUUCGUCAUUACCGCCAUCAUUACCAUCAUAGUCUUCAUCCUUUCCAUACUAAGGAUGUCGACGCUCGCGUGCGUGUGUGCGUGUACGAGUGCGUGUGUGUGAAUAGAUGAAAAUCUCAUUUUGAAAUAAGCGACGAUGCACAAAUAGCCUUGUUUAAUGUGUUUGUGCAUAAUAAUUGUUAAAGGCACACAUAUACCGAAAACUAACCCCUGCACACUCACAACACGUAUAUAAUACACAAACAUAUAUAUAUAUAUAUAUAUGCACAUACACAUAUGCAUAAAAUUGCACUCAUAUACCUCAAAGGAUUAUCAUGAAUAUUCUUAUAAAUGUAUUAAAUUGCACCAAAGUGAAAGGAUAUAAUAAUUCUUGUUUAUGUAUAUAGCCAAAUGCACGCGCGCACAUUCACCUCUAGAGACGCAAAUAUACACACUUGAGUACAUAUAUGUAUAUUUUGGUUAGUAACAGUACAAUGUAUCUAUACACACGUCCAUGUACAGCAAGGAGCAGUGGCCAAGCAGAAAAAAUGAAUUCUGAGAAUCUAAAAACAGACAAAAAAUAACAAGAAUUCUAAUGGUUAAAAUAUGUUAUUUCUAAAACAAAAAUAAUUUUACAUUUUUUUUUUUUGAGGGUGGGUAUAUUUCCAAGUUUUAUGUUCUAUAUCAUAAGACAUCUUAUUUCCAUGAGUAUUCUUUAUAAAAUUCUUUAUAUUUUUCCUCCUUUUAAUAUACCUCGUAUGACGUUUCCGAAACAAGAGUUUUCUCUGUGCGUGUGACUGUGUAUAUAUAUUUGUUACCUAAAAUCUACAAUGAACUUAGAUUCGAAACCCAGCUAAUUGCAAUUACAGAGGACUAAAUACUUGUUACUAAACCAGAGCUGGUUAAAGCUAAACAUAGACGGAUUGGUGACGCCUCUUUCGACAAAACCCUAAACCAAUCGCAAAUGAAAUCGUGAAGUGACCUCAGAAAUGUAUCAGUAUUACAGAUAUUCACCGACUAUUUUCAACACAAAAAUAUCAGGUGAAUACAAGAAAUGUAAAAAAUACGUGUGAAAAGGUUUGUUUCCGGACAUGAACUUCCAUUAAAAUAUACCACAAUGUUUUUCAGUUGAAACGUCAUCCAAUCGCAAAUUGAAUUCUCUAAUUUCUAUAAGCCGAUCAUGUGGCCACUUUCUUCAAAUAUUCUCAACUGCAUUCUCAUCUGUUGGCAUGUAUGAUCGAUAAUUUCCGUGUUUCCUUGGUUCUUAAGAAUUUUGCCACGCAUACCAACCAGGUCACUUAUCUGUGCUGAUCCUGACUAAAGUAACUAUCGCUGAUGAUGCCUGGUAGCCACAAAGUGGUGAACGUGAUCAGCAGACAGACGACCUGGGACAUACCCUGAAAUAAGGUUAAACAACGCAAUGUUACCAUACAAGAAAUCAUAAACUCAAAUAUUGACAACAGUAACACCAAACUAUAAUAAGAAUAAAAAAAGAGGAACAGCAGCAGAAGAAGCGACGACAGAAAGAAAACAAUUGUUAAAUCUACGAAAUCCCUCAUCUAACCAGUAACACAACCGCUAUUUACAAAUAAAAUAACAAUGUAAUGAUAUUAUUAGUGCUCCGAAGAAGGUAAAAACAAAUAAAGAGUUGUUUAUGGAAAUGAGUGUUUUUAACCAUAGCACACAUCAGUUUAACGCCAUGAGUGUUAAUCCGUCACCGUCCCCCAACUCUGGUUCAUCGUCAGCAGCAGCAGCAGCGGCAGCGGCAGCAGCCGCCGCUGUCCACUUUAGCAGUUAUGGCCUUGAAAACACAACAGAAUUAGGGGACUGGUUCUAUGCCUGGAACGAUACAUGGAACGAAACUAACAACGAUACGUCGUAUAGUAUGUCUUCUGAAGCAUCUUCGCAAACCCCUCUUCCAAUCUGGACAACAGUGAUACUCGGUAUCAUGGCGGGCGUGUGCAGCCUAGUCACUGUGCUAGGUAACGCCAUGGUGCUGUUUUCCUUUGCUAUUGAGCGAACCAUUCGCCAACCGACGAACUAUUUUAUAGCAUCUUUGGCAGUAUCUGAUCUUUUGAUCGGAUCAUUUUCAAUGCCAUUUUUCACAUCGUAUCUUCUACUUGGAUAUUGGCCCAUGGGUCCUUGGCUAUGUGACCUCUGGCUAUCACUAGACUGGACAGUGUGUCUAGCUUCACAAUAUACAGUAUUUCUAAUUACAAUGGAUCGUUUUUGCUCUGUUAAACUUCCAGCCAAGUACCGAAACUGGCGGACAGAAAGGAAAGUAAUAAUUAUGAUAGCCGUGAUAUGGGUGUUACCAAUUUCAAUUUUUUUUACAUGUAUUAUUGGUUGGCAAUUUUUUGUUGGAAAGCGGACAGUACCAGAACGUGAGUGUGAAGUACAAUUCAUGAGUGAUCCAGUGUUUCUUCUACUAUUAACAAUUGGAUAUUAUUGGACAACAUUAAUUGUUAUGUGCGGUCUAUAUACAGGCAUUUACAGAGUGGCCUUGAUGUUGCAGAGAAAAUCAGAAGCAAAACAUAAAAAAAUAAGUGCUGCAAUGGAAAUGGCAACAGACCAGAUACGACAAGCUCACUCUCUAAGAGCUGGGCAUGCUGACAAAACGGGGGCUGGUAAGGAUCACAAAGACGGAAACAAUGUAGCAAUGACCACAACAAGUUUCAGUUCCAAGCGAAACAGUGAAAAGGAAGAAGAGCGGUCAAGUAGUCCAGCUUUUGCUUCAGAUGAUGAAAAUAGUAGUCAGUCUCCUAAACCAUCCAAGAAACCAUCCCCGAAGGAUCUUCCACAAUUACUGUGUGAUAUUGGGAAAGUACCAGCCGGUUUAAUUGAAGAUGCACCUAUGGCAACGAGUAAGAGUCAUAUUAAAGCCAAUGGCAGCAAAAAAACUAAGGGAAAUCUAAAAUUUUCAACGAAACAAAGUCAGAAAGGCAAGAAUAAUGUAGCAGAAAGUUUAAACAAUAGAUCUAUGUCAAAUGCUAACACAAAUACUGUUAUGGCAUUAUAUGAACCUGCCGAAGUGAAAACUGCUCAGAAAUCAUCGCGAUCGACUUCUUUAGUUGAUAAACAAAACUCUACAAUCCCUCUUCUCAUAAAUGAAACUAACAAAUUUGCCUUUGAAGAAGGAAUUAAAGAAACUGAAAAUAUAUUAAAGAACGAAGGUAACGCGGCAGAGGAUGACGAAGAAGAAGAUUUGAUAGAUUGUAGUAUUCCUCACUUAGCAGCUGAAUCCGCUGAAAGUAUAAAGCUUCUUCCAGAAAUCAUGCCAGACACGACAUAUACUGGAGACAACAAUUUGAUAACUUUGGAUUCAUGUGAACCUGAGAGCAAUGAGGUCCAGAAUUCUCCUGUUUGGAAGAGGAGAUCUCUCGUCAAGUAUUCAGCAUCAUCUCCGGCCAUAGACCUAACCGCUACUUCGUCAGCAGUUGCGGAAGCCAGCUAUUCUAGUUAUGAUGAAGAUGGAGGAGAGGGAGGCGAAGAAGGAGAAAUGACCAGUUUACUUCAGCAGUGUAUCUCUCAACCUUCUGUGAUGAUGACGGCCACGACAACAACAACGCCCCCACCAAUUACAAUGUCCUCAGAAAUAACAACAGCUGAAAUGGAACCAGAAAAUGAUAAUACUGCAGCCACAAUACUUACUAUGGCAAUGGAGGAAAUACCGAAAGUGAAUUCCACAGCUUCGGACUUUUCUCCUCAUUGUCCUGAUAAAUCGUUUCAAUUUCCGGACACAGAUUAUGAGAAAGAACAUAAAAAUGUAGCCAAUGAAGGCGCCAUAUUGGAAAAUUACGAAAACACACAAGAACAACUAGAAGAACAGCAUCAGCAACACGAUCCCCAACAGGAACAAACACAAAUAGAACAAGAAGAAGAACAAGAAAAACCACAACAGACUGAGGACAACAAUGAGCAGCAGAAAGAAUUACAACAGGAGCAAGAACAAAAACAACAGCACCUAGAAGAGGAACAAACAGAGAAACAACAAAAGCAAGAUCCACAGCAAAAACAGGAAAAACAGAAACUGCAGAAACCGCAUACCGCAAACAAUCAAAAUGAUGAUUUGACUAGUGUAACUUCUAAACGUAAUCUAAAAUACAGCAGCCCUUUCCAAACCAUAGUGAAAAAUAUGGGUAAACAGAAGGUACGGCGGAGAUCAAAGAAGGAAAAGACGAAAUCAAAAUCAGAAAAUCGUGCAAGGAAGGCACUGAGAACAAUUACAUUUAUCUUAGGUGCCUUUGUUCUGUGUUGGACACCAUAUCACUUAAUGGUGGCCAUAAUCGGUAUGGGAGGAGGCAACAGUGAAGUUAGUGUCACCCUGUAUAAAAUUACUUACUGGCUGUGCUAUUUAAACAGUCCAAUUAACCCUUUCUGUUAUGCUUUUGCCAAUGUACAAUUUAAACGAACCUUUUUGAGAAUUCUACGAUUUGAUUGGCACCGGACAUGAAGCAAAUUCAACAUUAAAGAAAGAUAUAUUAUAUAUGCAUACAAAUAUGUAUACAAUAUAUAUAUAUAUACA
This is a messenger RNA of Octopus sinensis (East Asian common octopus), 6042 nucleotides long. RefSeq lists its product as uncharacterized. The record is from RefSeq and is a predicted model, not a curated record. Gene Ontology annotation, cellular component: plasma membrane. NCBI's taxonomy places the organism in Eukaryota, Metazoa, Mollusca, Cephalopoda, Octopoda, Octopodidae. Bases 3172 to 5970 code for a protein of 932 amino acids. The transcript is spliced from 8 exons. Gene Ontology annotation, molecular function: G protein-coupled acetylcholine receptor activity. Gene Ontology annotation, biological process: adenylate cyclase-activating adrenergic receptor signaling pathway.